AUGUAUGCAGAGGAGCUCACUCUGACUCUCCAAGCCUUGGCUCGCUACGGCCUGGGGAACCCAACAGUCGUUGCUCAGCUCAUCCGUGCGGUGCAGAGCGAAAUCAAGGAGUUCAGGCUCCGGUACCUUUGUGCCACUGCUGGCGCACUUGGGACCAUGCAAGCCUGCCCGGAGAGGCUACUGACGGUGCUCGAUUCGCGUGCGCGCUUCGAGGUGGAUACCAUCAACGUGCAGGAGCUUUUGGACAACGUCCAGGCUUUCCCACAGCUGGAGUACUCCUGGCAGCCCUAUGAGGAGCUCUGCCUGGCAGAGUUUCUCCAUCGAGUCGCCCAGUUCCGUACUGCGGAGGAAGUCGACCAGCUGGUGGACCCCUUUCACGCACUCUUUUUUCUUCAAGCUCGCGGCCACCUUCAUGCAGACUACCUGCGGGCCCUGACUCAGUGGUGCCUGCGAGGUGUUCAUCGUCCCAACGUCAGAUCCGAGCGGCGGCCCACGACUGCACAGCUCGUAACCCUUUACGACUACUGUCGGGAACACGGGCUGGAGGAUGAGCCGGCGCUGAACGAUGCGAUUGCCUACUUUGUGGAAUCUGGUGGUGGCAAGUGGCAUGCAUUGUAUGCUCGCCCUCUAGCCUACAAAAGGAAGCGUCACUACUUCCGCACGGAGGAUCCUCUGGAGGGCGUGGCUUUGCCACAGCUUCCAGGCUCCCGAGCUUCGGCGAAGCCGAAGAUGUUGGAGGAAGGCCUUCCUGGCCUCCCGGCCUUGCCAUCAUUGCCCUCCUCGGAAGAGGAGGUGGAGGAGAACGAGGAAGCGGAGGAGCUGGACACGGUGCAUAAGAAGCCUUCUGAAAGUUCUCCGCUGCUUAAGGAGGGGGAGUCCAUCGUGCGAGUCCGCAAAAGCUCUCGGCGAAAAGUGGCACGUCCCCGCAUAUCCUGGGAUCCUCUACGACCGCGUUUCCGAGACAAAGAGCUGCCUCAACCUUUAUGGUACUACGGUGGCUGGGGCAUGCGUCCAAAGUAUCAACCAGGCCGCAGCCUGGGGCGACGCUACCCUUACGCUGGUGUUCCGAUCGGACCACGGGGAGGUGCUUGGCACAAGCGAAGGUGA
Messenger RNA from Symbiodinium sp. CCMP2456, 1107 nucleotides. The record is from the annotation of a GenBank genome assembly. Lineage: Eukaryota; Dinophyceae; Suessiales; Symbiodiniaceae.